Vollenhovia emeryi is the source of this 2508-nucleotide messenger RNA. Its product is annotated as microtubule-associated proteins 1A/1B light chain 3A-like. The record is from RefSeq and is a predicted model, not a curated record. Bases 151 to 525 code for a protein of 124 amino acids. Lineage: Eukaryota; Metazoa; Arthropoda; Insecta; Hymenoptera; Formicidae. The transcript is spliced from 4 exons. Gene Ontology annotation, cellular component: cytosol; autophagosome; autophagosome membrane. Gene Ontology annotation, molecular function: ubiquitin protein ligase binding. Gene Ontology annotation, biological process: macroautophagy; cellular response to nitrogen starvation; autophagosome assembly.
GAUGCGACCCAACCCAACCCGACGGAGCCUCGGUACGGCGUCGUUUGUGCUGCAUGCGAGCGUUAUUUUGACCCGCGACCGAGUCCACAGCUGAUAGCGCGGCCGCGAACGUCGCAGUAGGUGAUAGCGCGUAGCACCAUCACGACGAACAUGAAUUUGACGCCCAGGAGAUCGUACAAGGAGAAACGUACGUUCGAACAGCGAUCAGUUAGUGCGGAGGAAAUCAGAAAGCUACACCCGAAUAAAAUCCCGAUUAUCGUGGAGCGUUACAAACUGGAGAAUCAGCUGCCACUUUUGGACAAGAGUAAAUUUCUGGUGCCCGACUUUCUGACUGUGGCGGAAUUUUGCAAGAUAAUCAGACGUCGGCUGCAGCUGAAUCCGACGCAGGCCAUUUUUCUACUGGUGAAUCAGAAAAGUAUGGUGAGCGGAAGUCUGACCAUGGCUGAGCUCUAUCAAAACGAGAAGGACCCGGACGGGUUCCUGUACGUUGUAUUUGCUAGUCAGGACGUAUUUGGCGAUCAUUAACCGGAGCGAGAUAACUUUAAACCAAGUAAGAACGAAAUACCUCCUCGGCACUUAACGAUACUUUGAUAGAUGUUUACGUGGAAUUUUGUGGGGAUUCUAGAUCUGCUAGCAACUCUGUCUGCCUUUAAUUGAAAUGUGCAGAAUCUUUGUGAUCAACUUACCGUACCUGCUGAAAUAAUUAACAGAAACGAUCGUAUGAUUUGUUUUUCGGAACGACCUGUGUAUAAAAUCAUUACGGUGCUUUCUAUCCCAUUGACAUACGGACAAAUUACAAUUCGAUAUAAGUUAGUAUAACUACUUAGUUUAGUGACGAUGAAUUUUACUAUUAAUUUUAGCGGUGAUAGGCUAUAUAAAAUGAUAAUAAGAUAAUGUAAUCUAUCGUAAAGGUGGUAACGUGAUGUUCUUCUCCUGAUAGGUCAGAAAAUUGUGGGAGAAUUAUAUCUCUCUUUCGAGUCCAUAUUUUUACUUAGGAAAGGAAAUUCGUUAUCUUAAUAAGUUUCAGAUGUGGUGAUUUGUUCAAAUGAUUCCUAGUUACUCUCAGAUAUUUUGCGCAGUAGGCCAGUCUCUUAGUUUGUUUGCAAUUCAUGUAAAAUCUUUACUUUGCAGGAGACACUACCAUGUCUCUUGAUCUGUACCAUUAUUAUUAUCAUAUUAUAAUAAUAUAGUAUAUUAUAUUAUAUUAUAUUAUAGCUUUUAAGCAUACAGUUUGUUACCGUUAUACAAAUACGAUUGAAAUUCGAAUGAAUUUGCUAGAUCCGUAGAAUUUUCGUCUUGACAGAUUCCGUUGGUAUCUCUGAUUAAUCGCACUUUUAUAUAAAACAAUGGAUGUAGCACUCCCGAAACUAUUUUAUAUUACGAUAACAAAAUAUUUUUCAUAUGCGUAAAAAUAUCUUGUUGUCCUAAUAUCUCUGUUAAGUAUUAUUUUUACCACACAAUGCUAAGACAUUGACAAAAAGUGUUCAUGUACAUAACAAUCUGCAAUGCGCGAUGCACGGUGAUAUGCGUUAAAUUCUUGUGAAAUUAUAUUAAGUUUUACACAAGAUGUAAAAUUGAUCUCUAUCAAAUUCAACGAUACAUAACAAGAACUAGUUAAGUACUGUACGACUUUAAUCAGCAAAACUCUUCAGGGCCACGUUUUAAGAUAAUCCGACACAAGAUGUCUUCUCUCUGUAGGAAACUUGCAAUAAGCCACCAAAAAGGAGAACGCAAACGUUUAUUGUUAAGGGAUGAGCAAGAAAAUCAGAAAGACGCAGAGGUUUCUUAAACUUUUUAAAUAUCGCAUAAAACAUAGUUACGCGUUUAUACAUUGGUAUAUUGAUAUAUAGUCUCUCUGAGCUUUUUUUGAUUCUACUUUAUAACGGAUGCCAAUCCAUAUUUCUCUGAUACAUAUAUUUAAUGUAAUAGCCACACGUUUUAUGUAAAUACAUACUAAUAUACUUUAACUUACAUUGUACUGUGUAAUCAGGUGCAAUUUUAAGCAAUUGUAAGAAUACAUUUCUAAUAAUAGUCCAAUUUUGUAAGGCAUUGUAUCGAUAUGAUACGUUAUCGCAGCGCUUUCAAAGCAGGUUGAUUUUAUUCCAUAGGUUCAUGUAUUGGUAUGUAUCGCAACUUUACGUAUGUACGCAUGUAUGAAUGUAUCGUGCAACAUACAAUCAUUGUACAAGCAGGAUAUUCGCUAGAUGAGAUUCGGGGGAUCUCAAGUCGAGUCGUUUUAGUCGCACUUUCUUACGCUUCCCGCGCUUAAAACGAAAAUAGGUAUAUAUCCGAGCUUUGGAGAGAGAAAAAGAGACAGGGGACGAGGUGUAGGGCAAAAGUGCGAUUAAACACGAACACACCUACGAUUAAAUUAAGGACGGUAGUGAUACUAGCAGUAGUCGCAUCACAUUUAGUGGUAAAGCUCUCGUGAUGAAUUGUGCGGAAAAUUGUAUGUACCCCCCACAACACUGUGCGACGUGUUUACAAUAAAUGAAUUUUUUUCAUAUU